Zasmidium cellare ATCC 36951 is the source of this 1410-nucleotide messenger RNA. RefSeq lists its product as uncharacterized. The transcript has a single exon. The record is from RefSeq and is a predicted model, not a curated record. NCBI's taxonomy places the organism in Eukaryota, Fungi, Ascomycota, Dothideomycetes, Mycosphaerellales, Mycosphaerellaceae. The coding region runs from base 1 to 1410 and encodes 469 amino acids.
AUGGAGGAGUUGGAGGCCAAAGUCAAGAUGCACGAACAGCGUGCCUCGCCGUUGCUGUCCGCUGCCGGCUCCUCACCGCGCCCACCGCCCAUGGUCUCCCCACCGCCAUCUCCAGACAAUCGCCUGCUCGCCUCCAGUCCAUCGCCUGCAAGUUCUUGUGCCUCGUGGGAUGGCCGGCGCCACGAACGCUCCUGGGCCUUCUAUGACCCUGAGCUCGCCAGCUACGGCAGCGCACCCAGCCCCAGGCGCCGCGAUCCCAAGACAAACAGCGGCCGAGUCGACCGGGCCAGUCGCAAUGCCCUUGGUACUUCCGUGCCCACCGAGUCGGAGGAGGCCGUGGUGAAAGGACCUGGUCGGACUGCCACCCCAACGUCGGCCUCGCUCGAAAGUCUGCCCGUUGCUGGAACAGACGCGAACGCCAGCCGGCGACGACAUUUUCGGCCUCUCCCAGAGAUGCAUCUCCCACCGACGUCCGUCGACGAUUUCAUUAAUGCGGAAGCUACCGUCGCUGGUCAAUUUGCGCCACCCUUACCACAGCCGGCCGUCUAUUCCGCGGACAAUCUAGUCCAGGCCGAUUCCGAGGAACAAUUCCUAGACGAGCUUAGACGGACUCUUCUCUGUGAGUUGGAUUCGAUGAAUAUCGAACGUUCCAUGUCGAAGCACACCCUGGCUAUGAAUGUGCCGUCCUGGCAAAACCCCUACGUACAGUCGGCCGAGACCGCCGAUUGCAGCCAGUGGACUUUGCCCGACCCGCCCGCUGCCGCCGCGUCCGUGCAACAACAGCAGGACCAGGUGGUGGACGAUGACUCCAUCCAUGGGGCGGGAGGCGGCUUGGGUCCCAGUCCCUGGGGGGCAAGUGUCGAGACUCCCGCGUCGAAACAGGAGAGGGCGAGUUUCGUCGCCGACGGUGCCGUCUCGGUCGGCUUCCGAGACUUUGACGAGGCCGUCGAGGCGUAUUACAACUCCCGAUUCGGUGAACUGUCCGACCCCUGUACGAUGCAACGACUGAGUCGCAGUAGGCAUCUGCCCAAGGUGCUAGCCAAAGUUCGACGAGCGGCGCAAGGGUGGUCAGAAGCGGAGCGACGUGGGCUGGAGCAGGAAAUGGUCCGAUGUGCCGAGGAGCUGUUGAUCGAGGAGUGCGAUCGUUUCCACGCCGUGAAGCAAAGAGACAGGGACUCGGGUGAUGUCGUCUCGACAUCCUUUGACGCUUCGUCCACCCCAUCUCUCCCCGACCUUGACCUCGAAUCGAACCUCCAGAGUCGCAGCACGUUUGACGUUGACUGCAUGACCCAGGCGCCCAAUUUGUGGGCCCUGGCCGUCGGUCUCUGCACCAAGGCCAACGGUUUCGCUUCAGAAGAUCGCUUGCACGCGGCCUCGAGAGUCGUGUCCGCGAUCUGCGGGCCUGCCUGA